Molecule: messenger RNA, 4272 nt
Organism: Phoenix dactylifera (date palm)
Lineage: Eukaryota; Viridiplantae; Streptophyta; Magnoliopsida; Arecales; Arecaceae
Cellular component (GO): nucleosome
Molecular function (GO): protein heterodimerization activity; structural constituent of chromatin; DNA binding
Source: RefSeq, a predicted model, not a curated record
CAAUUCUAAGUUUGAAAUGCACUCAACCUUUUAAUAAGCAUGUUUGAACUCAAUUCAAGCUUGAAUAGAAGCUAGAUUCUAGUUUGAAUUAAGGCUUGGUCCAAGCUUAAGCUAAAGUUUAUUUAAUUAUAACACAAAUAAUCCACUAAGUAGUUGAUUGAUCUAAGUGUUUCAGGUAUGUGAUUGAUCUAACCGUUUUAGGUACUUGUCUCAAAAUUAAUUUUGAGCUAGAGAUCCAAGUUCAAUUAAAUUGAGCAUGCCAGACAUAGAUUCAAAGUUCAAGCUAAGCAUAGACAAAAUUUGAGUUGCUCGGAUAUAUUGAUAGUUGUACAAUAAUCCCCUCUACAUGUUGGAUGGGGAAAAUAGGCAAAGUGGUGGGCCAAACUUUACAAUACAAUUUUUUUCAAAAAAAAAAAAAAAAAAAAUCUAGUUGUAAGCACUUUAGUGAAAAGGAAGGAAGCCAACUGCUAACCACAUGCCUCUAUGAAAGAUUCUUUCUUCUAUCUAAUGUGGGACAUCUUCCAAGGAAAAAGUUUCCUUCAUUAAUAAGCCAUUCAUUAUUCAAUUAUAAAUUGGACUAGAGCCAUUUAGACAUAUUUCUUUGAAUUUCAAGGUAUAACGUGAUAUGUUGUAUAUCAAUCAUGUGGUGGUUCCAAAAAAAAAAAAGGUUAGAAAGGCACUGCUUAUAAGUCCUCAAGUGCAACAUUGGCUCCCAACUACUGCUUUGCCCACUUUUGUUUUGUGCAGGAUAAUUUACAGGGACUUAAAAAAAUCUCAAUUAUAUCUCAAGUUUUAUAAUAAAAUUAUGAUUAUAUUUGAAAAGAAAAUGAUUACACAAGAAGGAAAAACACAUCUUUUUCACAUAGAGUAUUUUGCCUUAUUUAUCAGAAAGGAGUAAUAUAAGUAGAUAAGCAUAGGGUUUUUUUUUUUAGAAAAAAAAAAGUCCAGUAAACUGUGGCAUGUACUUGAAAGCAUUUGCUGCUAGAGAUAUCCAUUGGACAGAAAAAACUAGCAAGAUACAUACAUACAUGCGUGCGUACGUACAUACAUACUUAUGUGUGUGUGUAUUUAUGUUUAUCAUAAGAGCAACAUCCUACAAUAUGAAAUGGUUGGUGGUUAUUGUAUCAAAAAAACUAAUGGAAAAGGAAAAGAAAAGAAAAGAAAAGUUGGUGGCUAUAAAACUUUCUUAGAAUUUGAUGUGCCGCUGUUAAUUGCGUAUCACUUUUCUAAGACUUGUCCACCUAUUCCACAAUAAUUGGAGUUCUAUAAUUUAAUCGCAUCCAAAUAUUCUGACACUGAAAAUGCCAUAGACAUUCCAAAGGAAGAGAAGGAACCCAACACCUCUUCAGAUCAGCACCUUGGCCAUAACCUGGUCAGGAUGGAAACUUAUGUCGCUAACUUGACUCACCUGUCUCUUUUUCCUCCCUUUGUACUUCUUUUGUAGACUGCAGUUACAGGCAGCAUUUUGUACUACCUUCAUAUAUAUCCUUAAUGAAGAGAGGUGGACUUUCACUCCUAUUUCUCAGAAAAAAAAGUACCAAGAACAUAAAAAAAAAAAAAAAAUCAAGUGCUUGCUUCAUUUCAAAUGUAUCACUUUGAAGGGAAAGUGGUACUACGACUUGGCGACUUUCAUGUGACAAUAAUAAUGCUAUUUAAUAUUUUUAACAUAAACUGUAAAAUAUAGAACUAUUUCUUUUGAUCUAUAAUGAUAUUUUUUAAUUUUAACACAGUCAGCAAUCUCAAAUCAUGUUUUCUAUAGUGUUCUCUCUCUUUGCAAUCUUUUCUCAUAUUGUAUUAGGAGGAUAUGAAGAGAAAUGAGCAUGCUUUAGCAAUGUUCUAACUCUAGGCAACUUGCUCUAACUCUAAGCAGCAGCUUUCCUUUUGAAAUUUGAACCUUGCCAUGCAUAUCUAACAAAUUUUAACAAUCUCAUACAUUAAAACCUUGGAGGUGCAAUUAGGGCUUGCUUCAACAUGAACCUAUCCACCCAAACUGCUUGUCGACUAGGGUUGGCUUGAAGUUUUAUAAACUUGAUUAGGCUUGUGUUCAAAAAUCUCAUCCUGAUCCGAAGCAAGAUUGAGUUAGGAUUGACCUUCAAUCCAAAACCCAACCUCUAUCUAAUCAAAAUUUGAUCCAACCCAACACAAUCCAACUUAAGCCGAUUCAACCCGAUAUACAAAAGAAAUAAAUAAUUUAUAUUUAUAUUUUAUAUAGAUUACUUAUAUAUUCAUAUAAUUAUAUCUUUAAUUUUAUAAAAUUACGUAAAAUACGUUAUUGAAAUUUAUGAACAAUGGAAAUUUAUAAGUGAUUAGUUUACAAUCAACAGAUAUUAGAUCAAUAAAAAUAUCACAAACAUUUUUUUUUCUAUUUUAAAAUUUCUAUUUAACUUGAUUUAAGUCAAUUAAUAUUGCGCAAACCAACUCUAGCCGACGAAUCUGACUUAAUCUGGCUUGUCCGCCCCAACUUGAAUUUAGCUCAUAAUGAAUGUGGGUUGGGUCGAAUUAGAGUUCAAAUAUUUAGAGAAUCGAUUGGCUUAGGGUUUGCCCCUCAGGUUGAUCUAAGGUGCCUGAGUUGUAGCUCUAUCAAAGCUAUUAUAACAUUUGCAUGAUGGAACAAUUCAGCAUUAGCAAACAACUAUUACCAUAUAGAUAACCAGGCGAGAACUUUGACAUUGUAUGUGUGACAUAAACAACCAAUGGAAAUAAAGUUUCCGUUCUGCAGAUGUCAUUCACAAAAUCUACUUCAUAUGGCAAUGAGGCUUUCAUUGUUGUUUUUCUCUUUUUGGCUUAGUAGGCUGGAAUUUUAAUAGGCAGAUAUACCAGAAUACAAUUGAUAUUAUUAUGCUAUCCUGACCCUGAGAUGACCCUCAUCCACUGCCGUCCCAAGUCGAACCAACGCCUCCUUUAUAGUACCAUGUCCUCACCGAACCCCAUCCCUGGCCCACCAAAUUCAUUGAGCGUGCGACCGCACACAUGCAUCGGUCCUGGGGACUUCAAAGGGGUUCAAAGUGACACCCAACUGCCCAACCGCCUGAUGGAACUGCCUUCCGGACUCCUUAGAAGAUGCCCGGCAACUCCCCACGUUUCCCUUUGCCUCCAACCGCUGGGACACGUGUACCCCAGGUGUCAACUCCCGAGGCCACGAUUCCCACGUAUACAUGCCCCCUACUUUGCCUUGCUCCGUUCCAAUCGCCACAGUUCCUACCCCUGCUGAGAAAACAGAGAGGAAAUGGCUCCAAAGGGCCAGAGAAGGGUGGUGGGCACCUUCGUGAAGACUACGAGGAAGUUGGUCGAGGAGACCCUCCAGGUCUCGGUCGAGGGUGGAGAAGGGAGCGGAGAACAAAACCAUUCCAAGGAGCCCAAGGUGGUGGAGACGGCACUGGAAGAAAAGAAAGCACAAGAGUCCCAAACUUCGGUUCACCCCAACAAGAGACAGGAAGAGUAUAAAGAAGCUCCCAAAGAGGGAGCAGAGGAACCUCCUCAGAGGGAUGAGAAACAAGGGAAAGAAGGCAGAGGAGGAGGAGAAGAAGAUAAGGAGGAGCCUCCUAAAGGAGAAAAGAAACCAAAGAAGGAAGUAGCGGUAGUAGAAGAAGAAGAGAAGGGGAAGAAGAGAGGGAGAGGAGAGGGGGGGAGGAGGAGGAGGAGGAAGAGGUAUGGUGGUGGCGGUGUGGACGGGGUUGGAGGAGGCUACAAGAGGUAUGUGUUUAGGGUGCUGAAGCAGGUGCACCCAGGGAUGGGGGUGUCGUCGAGGGCGAUGGCGGUGCUCGACGGCAUGAUGGCCGAUAUGUUCGAGAGGCUGGCGGACGAGGCGGCGAGGCUCUCCAGGUACUCGGGGAAGGCGACCCUGUCAUCCAGAGAGAUCCAGGAUGCAGUGCGCCUGGUGCUGCCUGGGGAGCUCGGCAAGCAUGCCAUCUCUGAGGGGACGAAAGCUGUGUCCAACUACAUGUCAGCCGACCAUGGCGCCUAGUCUUUAGUGGUUCAAUGUUAAGUGGGGAUAGUUUGGUACGGGUCUUAGUUUUUGUUUCACCUCUUUUGUCCUUUCUUCUUAGUCCUUUUUUUUUUAUUUUUUAAGGCAUCUUAGGGAGGUUUUGGGUUGAAAUCCCCUACUGUUUUGGUGCUGAUUAGGGGCCCUAACGACUACACUCUGUCUUCACUAACUUGGAUGAUGUUGCUUUUCUCCUCCUUGAGAAAGCUUCGUUUUCCUUUGUGUUUUUGGACUGAUAUAUGUUGUUUAUGUUCUUGCUCUAAAUGUUAUUGGUGUUCUGGCGCCUAAGG